This is a messenger RNA of Gopherus evgoodei (Goodes thornscrub tortoise), 2815 nucleotides long. It is a transcript of the gene STPG2, whose product is annotated as sperm tail PG-rich repeat containing 2. The transcript is spliced from 14 exons. NCBI's taxonomy places the organism in Eukaryota, Metazoa, Chordata, Testudines, Testudinidae. The record is from RefSeq and is a predicted model, not a curated record. The coding region runs from base 91 to 1803 and encodes 570 amino acids.
CGGGCCGGCCUGGCGUGUUGGGCCCAGCGGUGUCCAUGGUGACUGCAGCCGCCAGCCAGCGCUGGGUCUCGAAGUGCGGGGCCGGCCGGCAUGUACGACCGGGCUCCGCGGGCGCUCACUCAGCCCGCGGCCGGCACCGAGGCGCAUGUGGGGCCCGGCUCCUACCAGCUGCAGCCCGGGAAACAGCAGAAAGCAGAUGGCUAUGCUCCAUUUCUUUCUUUGACAACUCGAGACUCUGCAUUUACUAUUCCAAAUGCUGAGAUUGAUGUUCCAGGACCAGGACACUAUGAUAUUUCCAAAGUGCAGAAUAAUAUAAAAGGUGGUAAGAGUCCACAGAACAAAGAAAAACGUUUCAAGGAGAUCAGUACAGACACUCCAGGACCUGGAAGCUAUAACCAACCUCCUGCAGUGGGGUUAGAGAUUAAUAACAGGAAGCAGAAAGAGCCUAAAGAACAUAGUCAACUGAGGACUGCUGGCAGUAUAAAAGUAUACCGAAAAGUGGAUGGUCCCUCUAUCCCUUCUCCGGGCCAAGCAUUUGGGUAUGAAGAAGCUGAGGAUGGUACUCUUAUUAAACAAUACCCACCUCAAAGAGAUGGGACAUUAGGCCCAGCGUACUAUCAACCAGUAAUUAAUGGUACGUAUUCUGCCAUGAAGUAUAAAGGAGUACAUUUUGGUAAUUUAACAGGAAAACGUAGUGAAUUUAAGGCUCAAGCAGGGCCUGGGCCUGGAGAGUAUGACAUAAUUCAGGAAAGUGCACUGCAUUAUUGGAAUGUCAACAUCAAAAAGGAAGACAAGAAAAAAUAUGAACCCUAUGUCCCACGGUAUCAUGAAGUAAUAGUAUUACAGGAAGAAAAGAAGGGUGUUCCAGGACCUGGACAAUAUGAAAUAAAAAGUCAGUUUCAGAAGGUGGAGAAUAUAACACAGAAUGGAAAUGAAGUUCCACGUGCUCCUUUUCUUUCACAGUCCAAAAGGUUUGUACAUGUGAAACCAAUCACCCCAGCUCCUGGUACAUAUAAUGAACCACGCUCAGCUCUUGAAUCCUUGAAUAAAACAUCAGGAAUGAAAAAGAUCCCAUUUGGUCAAACUACAGUUCGGUUCAGUCAAGACUCCAGGCUAGAAAAAACACCAGGUCCAGCUUUCUAUAAUAUUCUUAACUAUAGUAUUGAAAGAGAGAAUUUUAAAAAAGCUUACUUGGAGAGUACAAAGAAAGGAGCAUUUGGAUCUUCAGCACCUCGACCUUUAUAUGUUUUUAAGAGGGGAGCUUUCUGUACUCCUGGACCAGCUGAUUAUCAGGGCAAAAGGAGCACCGAAGAAUCACAUAAACAACAUAAGCAGUUACCUGUUUUCUUGUCAUCAACAGAAAGAGCUCCAGUAGUUGCCAUGGAAAUUCCACCACCAGGCUCCUAUGAGGUUCAAAAAUCAUUUGAGAAAUCACAUAAUAAAAGCCACUAUAUGCCUCCCAGAACCACACUGGCUAAAAGAAAGCAUACCUCUUUUCUCAGUGCCACACCUAGAAAAAAUAUAUACAACACUGACAAAGAUGUACCAGGACCUGGGACGUACAAUCCUGUAGUGAAGUCAGCUUCCAGUAUUUCCCUAUUUGUUUCCAGAGUGGAGCGUUUUAAGGAUGUGAAAGAGUUUACUCCUGGUCCAGGAGCUUAUGAGCUAAGCCCAUUGUUUAAGGACACUGUCCUGAAGAGAACAUUUAAUGCUACCUUACAGAAUCCUGUUGCAACUCAGAUGGACAACACUGUUUGCAAAUAUGAGGCAGUGCACCCAGGCACACUUUGUGUGUCUAUUUAGGAAUUCUUCAAUGAUACCAGAGAAGGCACCAAACUAAAAAACACCAGGCCAUGUGAAACAGAAAUAAAGGUGAUGAUUGAGUUUUUGUUGCCUGUCCUCAUCAGGAUGAAUUAACUGACAGCCUGAUUGAGCCAAUAUGGCAGAAACCCCCACCACAAACAUAGAAAGGGAGAAGGAUAAAUUGGUGAGGCUCCCUUCAAGGCUGUUUUUCUUCAGAAUAUUUAAGUGGGUGAAAGAUUUGCCCCCUUCUUCCAACAUAAGAAGUGAAGAGACUGGUCUCUGAACCUCAGAGAGCCCUCAAGAUAUGCACAGAUCUCAGAGAAUCCUAUGAGAUACAGAGACUUCCACAUGAGACCCUGUACCUUCGCUGCUCCUCAGCUGCCACCUGUUCUCCUCUGGAUUGACCUGUACUUACAAGGUUUCUCUUCUUAGCAUCUGCCUCUGGACACGGAGGGGGCUGUUCAAUCUCAGAAUGCUUUACUGCUGAUUGGAUGUUCCAUGUGGUUGAGAAGGGGAAAGGAUGUAUAUUCUGCCCUGCCCUCUGUCCACAGGCAUGUCCCUGAACCUGCAGAGGGGUCUCUGUUGGUGCAGGAACAGAGAGGAUCGUGGUGUGGAAGAAGAUGAUUCCUAUUCAUGCCACUGCAUGGCCUGGGACAAAUCUACACAUGGAGCUCUUCUCUGUGCAUGGAUGAAGGGGACAUGACUGGACCUUUUGUUCAUUUUUUAGUUACUCCUUCUUAUCAGUUGUCAAGGACUGACUGCUUAUUGCUCCUGAAAAAAUGUAUUCUGGUUUAUGAAAGAGUUUAUAAGCCUUGCAGAUUAUGACAUAGCAGAGAUUUACAUCAUGUCGUUCUAAGUAGCAUCGUGUACUUUUCCCCACUUCAGUUCUGACAUAGUUGUAGUAGCCUGUGAUUUACUAAACUUAUUAGUGCUUUGUACAAUUUCAAAGUGAGGAGCCAAGCUUUAGAUGGUAUUAAAGCACAGGGUUUGCAUUCCGGCAGUUCUCAGAAUA